This is a messenger RNA of Drosophila eugracilis, 943 nucleotides long. Its product is annotated as dynein light chain 4, axonemal. Gene Ontology annotation, molecular function: dynein intermediate chain binding; dynein light intermediate chain binding. The transcript is spliced from 4 exons. NCBI's taxonomy places the organism in Eukaryota, Metazoa, Arthropoda, Insecta, Diptera, Drosophilidae. Gene Ontology annotation, cellular component: dynein complex. The coding region runs from base 350 to 664 and encodes 104 amino acids. Gene Ontology annotation, biological process: microtubule-based process. The record is from RefSeq and is a predicted model, not a curated record.
CGAGUGUAGUAGCUAUUAACUCCCCGGCUCAUACAUGUUCUUUCCCCCGGCGCAGAAACUCCGCCUGUGGUUGCCAGUUAAUGGAGUUGGCGUCAGCAAGGAGCCGGCGGACCCAGUGCCAUCGUUAGUUGCAAGUCAACCUCGCUCCUGACAGGCUGGCAGGCCCAUCGAAACCGAAACCGUGCUCAAAAACAAAUUGCCAUAGCAGCCAUCCUGUCGUGACAAUAGCGCAAAAACGGAGAAUUCAUAAACAUUCACCUGCCAUUCAUCAUAUAGUAUAUACACAUCUAUAGCUACAGUGCUGCCUUUACCUUGACUUGUGUGUCACAUUCUUUGGUGAAUCGUAGACAUGGCGGACGAGGAAGCCAACAAGGAGGGCGAGAAGAAAAUCGUUCACGUUUAUCCCCUGGUUAAGCACUCUGACAUGAAUGAAGAGAUGCGGAUAGAGGCCAUUGAACUAUCCAUUACCGCCUGCGAGAAAUAUGCAUCUAAUUAUGAGCACGCUGCCAAAAUCAUCAAGGAGAACAUGGAUAAGAAGUUCGGCAUCUAUUGGCAUGUGGUUGUUGGUGAAGGAUUCGGUUUUGAAGUCUCUUACGAGACGGAAAACAUUCUAUACCUGUUCUUCGCCGGUAACCUGGCCAUUGUGCUGUGGAAGUGCUCCUGAAUGCGGGUCAACAAUCAAUCGAACGUACCUAGAAACCGGAACAGAAACCAAACCCGAACCAAACAUAACUUUAGCAUUAACUUUAGUCAUACAUACACAGAACUCUUACCGUUAACAAAUGUUAUGAAUACUAAGUCUAGAAGCGACGUCGGAGUAAUGAAUUCCAUGGCAACGAAGUGACUUGUUGGGAAAAGAAUGGUUUUUAUUACAAAAUGUACCUAGAUGCUAGCAUUUUGAAAACACGCUUAUAAAAUUGUUUGUAUGCACUAAAACGAAAAA